ACCUUAUUGAAAGGAAGGGAUUUGUCUGCUUAAUAGAUCGGCUUAGUAGAUUGUCCACAAGUUCCAGCCGGUAUCGAUGUGGGUCUCCAGAACAAAACAGGGCAAAAACUCUUCUGAACUCAGAUUUUCGAAGAGCGGUGUAUAACCAACCUGGAUCUGAGCGCGGCCGAAAUUGUCCUAAGAACUACAGUUCCCAGAAGGCAGCCCGGAAAAAGGGCGGUAGUAGAAAGGGACUUCCGGAUGCUGAUGCGGGCCUUGUCAGCGCGACACACGGAGCCAACAUGACGAAGUUAACACAGUGGCUUUGGGGACUGGCUCUCCUGGGCUCUGCCUGGGCUGCCCUGACCAUGGGAGCACUGGGCUUGGAGUUGCCUUUCUCCUGCCGAGAGGUCCUGUGGCCACUGCCUGCCUACCUGUUGGUGUCCGCUGGCUGCUAUGCCCUGGGCACGGUGGGCUAUCGCGUAGCUACAUUUCAUGACUGCGAGGACGCUGCCCGAGAGCUGCAGAGCCAGAUCGUGGAGGCCCGAGCUGAUUUAGCACGCAGGGGACUGCGCUUCUGACACCUAAACCCAUUCCAGUCUGGACAUCUUUCCUCAUUCCGAAUUAAAAUGCAGUUUUAUUUUCUAA
Mus caroli (Ryukyu mouse) is the source of this 627-nucleotide messenger RNA. RefSeq names its product dolichyl-phosphate mannosyltransferase subunit 3, regulatory (gene Dpm3). Lineage: Eukaryota; Metazoa; Chordata; Mammalia; Rodentia; Muridae. Gene Ontology annotation, cellular component: endoplasmic reticulum membrane; dolichol-phosphate-mannose synthase complex. The record is from RefSeq and is a predicted model, not a curated record. Gene Ontology annotation, biological process: GPI anchor biosynthetic process.